Molecule: messenger RNA, 4015 nt
Organism: Anopheles marshallii
Lineage: Eukaryota; Metazoa; Arthropoda; Insecta; Diptera; Culicidae
Product: inhibitor of Bruton tyrosine kinase
Exons: 6
Coding region: 134-4015 (1293 amino acids)
Molecular function (GO): protein binding
Source: RefSeq, a predicted model, not a curated record
GAUGUUUUGCUGUCAGUUGAACAAAAAAGGGUCUGUGGGUUGGUGUUUCGCGUUGGCAUCUUUUGCGGUGUUUUGUUAUGGUUUUGUGUGCGCAGAAGAGAAAACUUUAUAUUCCGCGUGUUAUUGAGCAUCAAUGUUUACCAUCUCCGAUUACGAUUAUGAGUGCACGAAAAAGUGUCGUCUAGUGAGCCAUGGAAAUGCAAUCACAGCCGCACUUACGAAACGCUCCAUUUCCGAUGAGUUGCUGGCCGCGUACAUUGCCAAAACAUGUCGCAAUUUUGCGCACGUCGUCGAUGAGUAUGGUCGAUCGGCACUGCAUAUGGCCGCAUCGGUUGGUCGGUCUGCCAUCGUCGAGUGGUUAAUAAAUCAGGGUGCCUGUCUAACGCAAAAGGAUCUCGAAUCGGGGCACACCGCAUUGCACCGGGCUAUGUACUAUGGCAGUAUCGGGUCUGCUGUUGUUCUUGUGAAGCAUGGAGCGCCGCUCGAUGCUCCGGAUGAAGAUUUUGUUAAUCCCAUGCAGCUAUGUAGCAAUGUGUCGGAACAGCGCGCCAGUGCAAGCGACGAGCGCAGUGUUGCGCUUGGACCGGAGCUAAUGAUCUGGGGACAAAACAAAAACUACAACUUGGGUAUCGGGAAUGCGCAAGACAAGUGUAAUCCCGAAAGUAUGGAGUAUUUCCGCAAAACCCGCACUACAAUCCGGAAGCUGGACAUCAGCUCAUACCACAGCGUGUUCUUGACGCACAAAAUGGGUGAACUGUUCGUUGCCGGUCACGGUGUAGGUGGCCGGCUCGGUCUCGGCAUGGAGGACACUAUCGCGUACCCGAUGAAGGUGCCCGUCCCACUGAAAGAUGACGAACGGAUAACAGAUGUGACCGCGGCCAAACACCACACGCUCAUCCUCACCGAUAGUAAUCAUAUUUACGCUUGCGGAGAGAAUAAACACUGCCAACUAGGACUUAAACCACCGCCACCGAAUCUACUGACAUUCAAGGAAAUUACGGGUCAAUCUAGCUUAUCAGGGAAAACAAUCAAUCGAGUCAUAGCGAAGGACUAUCAUUCGAUCGCUGUGCUGGACGCGGACAUCUACGUGUGGGGUCUGAAUGGUGGUCAGUUCGGUCUGAAACGGGAUUCCGGCAGUGACAUGAUCGUGCUGCCCAAGCCAAUGCCACUUAUACCGGAGAGAUCAACGCUCAAAGAUGAUAGUAGUGCGGUAAAGCGUGACACAACGAUCAAGCUGAUCGAGUCCAGCAAUGCGGCUAUUGUUGUGUACACGAUGAAACAUUUUCUCCACAUUUUUAGUGGCUUCAAAGUGAAAACGUACAAAAAACCAUUAUUAGAAAAAAUAGAAUGCCUCUCGGUAACCGGUGGUGAGUUGCAAACCGGUCAGGACGAUGUGGUGAAGCGUUCUGGGGAUUUGCGAGUAAUCGUAUUUACAGCAUCGCGCAACAUCUACAUCUGGUACGAAGAUUGUCAACAAUUUGUGCGCUGUGUAUUUGCCCAAUCGCGCAACCUGGAGGUAGAAAAGGUACGGUGGUGUUCGCAACAGCACGCUCUGGUUCUAUUACUCGGCAAUCUGUACCAGGGCAUCAUAACCAACAAGCUACCACGAUCGGCAAAGCACCAGUACAGCGAGUUUAAGGAAACAUACAUCCGUAAGGAACUGUGCGAUACGCUACAAAGCCGCAUAGAACUACGGCGUGUACGGAACUUAAGCAACGUGGUCGACUUUACGUGCGACGCUGAGGGAGAAAAUUACGCCGCUUUGGUGGAAAAUACGCGUCGCUGCUUUUGCAUCCCGGAGUUGGUCGAAUCGAACUACGACUACGGAACACUGCUGGCAGACGCGACCGAAAUGGACGGCGUGCACGAUGUGGUGUUGUACGUGGAACAUGAACCAUUUGCUAGCCAUCGAUUCAUCCUGUAUCAUCGAUCGGACUCUCUACGGAAAUUGUUACAACAAUUUCCAACAGAGAAAGAAUUCGUAUUGAACGACCAUGGUUUUGAAAGUAUCACGAUAGGAGCGUUCCGAUUAAUCAUGCGUUACUUUUACACGAAUCAAGUCAUCGCACGUGCCGAUGUUGACCGGAUGCUGAGAAAACCAGGCACGGGUGAGAUCGGAAGCAACGUUGAUCUUUCGCAAUUAAAAACCUUGUGCAAGAAACUGAAAGAACAGAUCGAUAAGUUUGAUCUGCCUGUCUUAUCGAACUCAGUUAAAAAAUUGCAGGAUGAACCUUCCAUCGAACCCUUUCCGAAGUUGCGUCUCGAUUCUUACCCAGAGCUGUACGACAUAACGAUCGAGCUGCAAGAUGACAAGAAGCUGCGGGCGCACAAGUGUGUGUUAGUUGCCAGACUCGACUAUUUCAACAUGAUGUUUGCCCAUUGCUGGACUGAAAAGCGCACAACAGCCGACCUAAGAACAGUACCUCGCGAAUACAUGGACGUUAUUAUACCCUUCCUGUACGAUAACGAUUACAGUCGCGUCCGAAGGCAGCGUUACUCGGAAAAUUUUAUAUUGAGCAUGAUUAUCAUCUGCGACCAGUUUCUGAUAGAAGAGCUGAAGAGUAUAUUUGAAACGAUCCUCAGCCAAAGGGUGCACCUAAGGAAUGUGGGCGAAUUGCUCGAAUUCGCCUAUCAGUACAACUGUGAGGUGCUAAAGAGCGUUUGUAUGCAGUUCGUCAGCGUAAACUUUGCCCGAUUGCUCGAGUGGCGUCUGCUGGAUGGGCUAGAUCCGACCAUGCUGGCGCAGAUCGAUAGCUUCUACAAGGAAUUCUUUCGCCUCUCUGAGUACCGCAUGAUAACUCCUUUCGCAGAUGCGAUUGGUGACGAAGAACUGGAAAAGUUUGUUAGUGACUUUCGAGUUGAUCUCGAGCAGAAAGCAACCGAUCAGAUGAAUGCAUCCGACCGCCCAAACAUGAAACAUAUCCCGAAAACAAAACAGCCAAAUAUGCCGGCGCUUUCAAAGCUGCAGCGAGAAAAGCGUAACUAUGAAAAGGAAGCAAUGGCGUAUUUGGAACGAUUAGUGCUGGAAGAAGCGGCCGCAGUGAAGGAACGUAAAAUUUCGGCCAGCAAAACUGCGAACGCUGCUAGCUUCAGUUCACCAAUCGCGAAGGUUGAUAGUAUUCUUGAUCGUUCCGUGAUAAACGAUCCGGUCGGGAACAAAUCGUGGCAAACGGUGUCUGCGGAUUCGAAAAGAAAAACUGCACUUUCCGCAGCAUUGCGUGCGAAUGAGGUGAUGAAGGAGGAAGCAAAACAACCAGCAAAUGAAAGUUUCUCCAACCUUCGGACGGUGUUAGAACGUAGCCCUACGGCGCCCCAGUUGGUACCGCUGCGAUCACCCGAUGAAGGGUAUGAAUCGUCCAGUAAUGUUGCACGGUCGGCUACAAUUAAUUUGAGUGACUUUACCUUGACUGAUGGACGGCUAUCGCAAAAAGAGCGUAAACGUCUUAAUUCCGAAAAGUCCAAAAUGGCUAAAUCAUCGCAUCAAGAGAUAAACGGUCAAGGGCAAGCAUCGGACACUACUUUACCUGCUCCGGUUAACCCGUGGAAAAAUGUGGAGAACGUACCGGUCGUGGAUCUGUUCAAAGUUGAAGAAUCAUCGCCAGGAUCGAAUGCUACAGCAUCUGGUCGUAGGCAGCGGAAAAGUAGUACAAACGAGCAAAGUAAACACUCGAGGGCCGAUUCUGAUGCGUUUGGUUCGCCUUCGACUAGUAACACAGCCGGACAGAACGGUUCAACCGUCCUCAUCAAGUCACGAGAGCGGAAAUCUAGCUCUCGGUAUAGCGGUGGUGAGAAAGAUUUCAACGAAAUCUUGGAAGACGAACGUCGCCAAAAGCGGUACUUUGAAAAGAUCAAAUCGAAAUCACUAAUUCAGACUCAAAUCGAGGAACGAGCUAUUGAAGAACUGCGUGCCUUCUACAACGUGGAGCAUGUGUUCGAUGAAAGUAUCACGAUCGAGCGUUACCGACCACCACUGCUGGAAAAUGGUCCUAACUUUGCAGUGUGGCAAUAUCAGUAA